AUGACUCGACGGGAGGUAUCUGCUUCUUUCUGAAUUUCUGAAUAUUCGUUGAAUUUCAGGGAACAUAUCCAGAGUUCAUCGAGUUGGCGGGGGCUAGCAGAAGAGCUUUGAUAAUUAUCUAUAACACGACGUCUGCAAUGAGAAUCUCUCAAAUGGAGGCGCUGGUGAACGGAUCAACGAGCAGCGAAUGUCAAAGGGCUUUCAACCGAUGGAAAAACUCGGUUCGAAGAAAUAACAUCGAAAAAAAAAUAAUAAAACCAAUUGUUUUAGUCGACUUCGAGAUCUUCUCAGCCAAGUGGAGAUCUGUUGGUGAGUGAAAUAGCUGAAUUAAAGCGACAAAUCGGAAUAUUUUCCUACUAGUAAACUUCAAAAUUUACUCAUAGGCAAAGUCGGAAACGGUGGAAAAAGGCUUCAUAGAUAAUGUUCCUUUUAGGAUGAUGAAGGCUCCCUUUUCGCUGCCUUUUUGAGCCAUUUCAUCGGCUCUUAUGCACCAUUUCUUGAGCCUUCCCAGAAGAAAGGCUCGGAAAAGGGACUCUUUCUGCCCCCUUUUCUGAGCCUCUCCCUUUUAGCGGCCAUUAUCGGACUUUGCACAAGUUUUAUGAGUGAUCGAAAUUUUAUAAUUGCACGAAAGAGGCUGUCUACAAAACGCGCCUUUACUGAUCAGAAAACAAAAAAAAAAGAACGUCGUUUCUAUUUAUAAAAAAAACACACUUCAGAAUUCGGAACUUUUCAAAGAUCUGCCGGCGCAACUUCGGCCCUACUUCAAAGGCAAAACCAGCAAAGAGAUCAUGAUUUUCCUCGAAAAUAAUUUGUCGAAAGCCGACAAGGCAACUCUCGAAUUGUUCUAUGACUGGAUGGAGAAGGUAUGCAUUGAAAAUUUAUGUACAAGUCGAUCAUUAAUGAUUUCUUUGCUUGGACCAGAAAAGGUCCGAGCAAAGAUUUCCGAUUAUCAAUAAAUUAGUUGUUUGGGCCAAAAAAAGUCCAACUAUCUACCAAAUUUUUGCUUGGAAAAGAAUGAUUCCAUCAUCAAUCAAUUACUUGCUUGGGCCAAAAAAUCCCAACUAUCAAUCAAAUUCUUGCUUGGACCUUCGAUUAUUAGACAAUAAUUUGUUUAGGCCAAAAAAUAUCAGUUAUCUACCAAAUUCUUGCUCGGACCAGAAAAAGUUCAACUAUAAAUCAAUUCAUUGUUUGGGCCGAAAAAAUCCCAACUAUCUAUCGAAUCCUUGCUUGGACCAGAAAAAAUUCAAUUAUCAAUCAAUUAGUUGUUUGGGCCAAAAAAGUCCAACUAUCUACCAAAUUCUUGCUUGGGCCAAAAAAAUCUAACUACCUACCAAAUUUUUGCUUGGACCAGAAAAAAUCCAAUUAUUAAUCAUUUACUUGCUUGGGCCGAAAAAAUCCCAACUCAACCAAAUCCUUGCUUUGACCAGAAAAGUCCAAUUUUCUACAGAAGUUCCCCGGUUGGAAACGUCCGGAGACCUGGCCACAAUUCGUGAUGCUUUCAACGGCGGACACGAAGAAAAAGCUGAUCGACUUGCUCGAAAAUCAGGAUUUGACGAAGGAGGUCCUUCAGGAAUGCUUGAAGCUUGCCAUUUCCAAUGAGAGCGAGCAUGUCAAGUUCGAAUACCAGCUUUGGGAGCUAGUGGUGAGUUUUCAGUGUUACGACGAGAGCAAGCUUCUCCUGAAGAAGUCUGUAUGUGAAAGUCCGCAUCCUAAGGCGUUCGCAUUUUUGUGUUUGCACUUGGGGGGAUUCAUUGUUAACUUUAUUUUUCGAAAACUAAACAGAAACGAGAACGAUUUCGAAUAAAAAAAAAUAAUUCAGUAAAACUGGGAGAUGGGCCACUCACAAACUGCAAACACCCAAUGUCUAAGAAUGCGGACCUUCACAUACAGUACUCCUUGGAAACGGAAAAAGUCGUAUCACCUAUUUGUUCAACUCAAACGCUUCGAUUCCAAUCAAAAAGGUUCAGAACUCGGAUGAAUAUCCAUUUUUGAAAUUGGUAAUCGAUUCGAAAGAGCAAGAGAGACUGGUGCGGAUCCUGGCCGACCCCAAUGACGAGGUCGACGUCAAAAUCCAAAAACUGAGAAUUGCAAUCGACAGCCUCGGGAACGAGCGUUUGAGAAUGGUCUUCAAUUCUUGGGAACGCGACUUCUACGAUAGGGUUGGUUCAGGCCAUGUUAAAUUUAGUGAAUGAUAACUUUGAUCAGAAUUUGUCUUGAGGAUAUUUGGAAUGUUUUCAGAGCGACAACAGAGAGUCUGGGAGAUCCUUACCAAAAUGGGAGCUACCGAAAUUCUUCGGACAGUGAGUCAAAAGUUUUGGCCACAAGAAGAGUACGAAAAAAAAAACAUUAUUAAUCACAACUUUGUUGUAUGGAGUUAGAUCUUUCUGGAGUUGUGAUGACUGUUAUUUGUGAAACUCUAAUGGAAUUCCAGUUAGCAGAAAAAAAACGCAGCUUCUGAGAGCUUCAUAAAGAUUGAACGGAAGUUGUGAGCAAAACAUUUUUUUUUCGUAUCUUUUCUGACGGGGUACAUUGAUUAAUGCAUUUAUCUAACUUCUGGAACGCUAACAGUGUAUAGCCCCCCAGAUACCGCAACUACAGUACUCCAAGCUAAUUUUUACCAGCGAUACUGUAUUAGAGGGAGUACUGUAGUUGUGGUGUAUUAGUGGAGGCUACCAACUACUAACGCUCUAAAAUUUCAGGCUGCAAAAAACGACGAAUGUUUUGGUUUUGGGAGAAACUGGUGUCGGUAAAUCGACGAUGAUCAACGGUUUAAUCAACUAUCUGAACUUCCAAACGCUGUCCCAAGCCGCCGACGCAACAGGCGGCCAUCACGUCCUUAUCGAGAGCAGCUUCACGCAUUACGAUCAAAAUGUUCGUUUUUUGAUCGAGUUUUCAGGGAAAUCGGGUUUUCGCGCUUCAUUUUCGAUAUGGCAACGCCCUUAGGCGAAUAGUUGGGUUAGGCUGAAGCUUAGAAGUUCUUCAAUAUAGUUAUUAUCUCAUUUUUAUGCGGAAUCAAGUAAUUCUACUUCACAGCCAGGCUUGUGCGAGUGCUGAGUUGAAAUAGGGUUAAUAAUAAUAAUAAUAGGUUUAUUCACUGCAUACUGUUAGAAAAUAAGAGUUAAAAUAGUUGAGAAUAAGAGAGCAGAAGGAUAACCAGUAACGGGAAUUAGUCCACCCUAACGAGUAGACUAUGACCCGGGGUUGAAAUAGAGAGAGUCCCAAGCUUCCAUUGAGAUAAUUUCCAGUAUUGUUAAUCUUGAUAAACCCAAAAACUUGCUACAUAUUUCUUUUUUUCAGAGGACGAAAACGACGGUCCACGUUCUGCCGACAACCACAGACCCGAAUGGUCAAAAUCGUUCGAAUGAGAACCUGAUGAGUUCGGGCGAAUCUGCGACCCAGGAGCCCAAGGACUACAUCUUCGAGUACGACCAGAACGGGACAAAAAAAGAAAUCCGGUAAUUACUGACGGCAUAACUUCAAAUCGAAAAAGGAACUCAGAAUCAUCGACACGCCUGGUAUCGGCGACACCCGCGGCAUCGAACAGGACCGCAAGAACUUCAACAAAAUCAUGCAGUUUUUGAGUUGCAUCGAUGAGCUGCACGCCAUUCUGAUCCUGAUGAAGCCCAACCAGGCGAGGUUGGACCUCACCUUCAAGUUCUGCGUCGACGAAUUGUUGGUCCACCUCCACAAGGAUGCUGCAAAGAACAUCUUCUUUUGUUUCACCAACACUCGGUGAGUUUCUGACUUCUCAGUGGACGAAAUUGAACAGCUGAGUCACAUUUGGUACUGUCAGCCUUCUCGAAUCAACUAGAGAACGGUUCAAAAAGAUCGCGAAAGGCACUAGAAAAAACUUGCGUUUAUCGCUUUCACGCCGGAAGAGAUUGACUUUAUAUGACAGAUUUUCAGAGCUUCACACUACGAGCCAGGCGAGUCACUGGGUGCACUGAGGACCCAUUUGAAGAGCUUGGACACCCGGGACGUGCACAUCCCCUUGGAGCAAAACUACUUCUGCUACGACAACGAGUGCUUCCGUUACUUGUGCGCCAAGAGCCGCGGUCUUCCCAUGACCGAGAGAGAAGAGACGGAGAACAGCGAGAGUUGGGACAAGGCCUUCAGCGAGACGAAGCGACUUUUUGAGAGAGUCGCCAAAACCAAAGUGCACAAGAUGAGCGAAACCUUAUGUCUCAACAACACCAGGUUAACAGACUAACUCAAGAAGAAAAUCAAGUGAAAACUAUUCAGAACCGCCACGAUCUGUCUUUCCCGUCCCUUGGUCGAGAUCAUGAAGCUUCAAAUCUCAAACUCGGCCCUUAUCGAAAAGAAAAUCCAGGAGGUGGAAAACUGCAAGACUCAGGAGGAUAUGUUGAAAUGUUCGUUUUAUUGAAAAGUCAUAGACAACUGAAAUGAUUAAAUACCGAAUUCUGAGAAAAUCUGGUCGAGUUUUAAAUAUAUGAGUGCGCGGCGGUCGCGGUGCGGCUCAGUGUGAAAAAUCAGAGAUUUUUUCAAAGCAGUCGCUAGAUUUUCGAGUCAUUCCCAGCGCGAAUCCUUCAUAACCUAUAAAGCCCAUAAUCCAAUGGCUGUAAGGGGAUUAAGCCCGACUGGAAACGACUUGCGCUCGGUGGCACUGAAAAGUGUUAGAGCGACGCUCUGAUACAAACAAGACCAUUAAAGCUCAAAAUUCAGUGGAUCUCAACGUCAACCUGCCUGAAAUCAAGGUCGAGCAACUAAACAGACCCAACACGGUUUGCACAAAAUGCGUGAGUUACGUCGACGUUCCUGGAACCGACCAGAAAAACACCGUCUACGACACCAUCUGCCACAACGGGUGUUUCCUCAGCGGCGUUCAGGUUGAAAUUCCGAGCCGGAACGAUUCGAAACGGCCAAAAUAAUUCAGGUCGACACGUGCCCCAACGGGAUUUUGAGAAACUGCGCGGCGAUGAACUCGACGGCAUAUUGUCAAAAUUGCGGCUGCGGCUGGGAGAAGCACAUGCACAUACGGUAGGUAUAUACCAUUGUUGCGUCCGACCGGAAGCAGCCUACGCGCGAUGACACACUUCAAAACAAAAGGAAAAGUCAGGGAAUGUCCGGCGCAACCGAGAGUCUGAUUCCCAAGCAAAUUGGGCCAUUCCGUGCGGCUUCCCGGCGUUUGGAGUGUAGGAAAAUCAUGUAGAGCUUUUUCCAAAACAGAGCGAUUUUUUUAAUGAAAGUUUUUUUUUUGAAGUUAAUCCACUUUUCAUGGGAAUCCAUUUUUUCUCAUAAAAUCAAUCUUUUAGAAAACGAUCGAUUCUUACAUGAUCGGAAGAUAUUGAGCUAAAAAGCCGCAUUGUUGAUUAUUACCAGCUUUUUCCGAACUUUCGGUUGAAAAAAAGUUAAUUUUUCAUUUUGAUCCAAUAAUUAUGUGAAUUCGUGUAUUUUCCAAAUCGCGAAAAAUAUUUCUCACGUUUUUACUUGUAUGAAAUCCUACUCCACUUGCAGGUACAAGAUUACAUACGUGAUGAAGACGGAGGAGGAUCCGGAAGUGAAUAAAAUGAUCGCUGACAAGGGAAAGACGCAAGAAACGUGCAACUUCUUCAUCAAUAAGCAGAAGACGAAGGUUUGAAAUGGACAUAUUGAGUGGAUAACAACUCAGUGCAACUUGGGCGGGGGUGCUGUCGGCUCCAAGUGUGAAAUUGGCUGUCGCCAUUCAUGCUCAUCGUAUGAAUGCAUGAGAAAAUGGAAUGAGAAGAAACGGCUCAAAAAAUUGUGAAAAUGCGCUCCACAGCUAAGAAAGUCUCAUGGGAGCGUUAGCAGCUUAAACUGCAACAAAAUUCGACUUUUUAUAGUUGAAAGUAGACAAAAGGGGUACAAACUUGGCCGUCGCCGUUCAUGCUCAUCGCAUGUAUGCUUUGAAAAAAAAAAAAAAGAAACGGCUCGAAAAAUUGUGAAAAUCCGCUCCAUAGCUAAGGAAGUCUUAUUGGGGACGUUUCAGCUGUCCGAAAUGGAUGCCGAGGUGAGAAAGAUGGGCGAAUACGCCGUCGAUUUCGCCUCGUUCCUCAAGGGCAACUGCAUGAUCAUGCACAACGACUCGUACCGACAAUCGCUGGCGCACGAGAUCGAGAUGGAGGAGAACAAGUCCAAAAUCAGCGGGGAUAAGACUCUUUUGAAAAAGUUGCGAGAUGAGAUCGCCAAGCACGACAGUGAGGUGAGAAUUGUAAAUUCAAAUUCCCGGCUUUUUUUCGAAGUUUUUUACCGCCAUGAAUAAUUUCUCGCGACCUCACUGCAAAAGUAAUGUACGAAAAAAGGAAAAAAAACCUCCCUUCAGAAAAGAAAGUUUCAGGUGGCACUGCUCAAUGAUAGUGUGAAAGUUGGAACGAAGCAGCCAAAGUCUCAGCAAGAAGUCGAAAGAAUGAUCAGGGAGCUCUCGAAUCUCCGACACAGUGGAGCUCAAAUCGAAGCGCUCAAGAACAUGGAAUUGAUGUCGUAAGUUGGAAGUUAUUCAAAGAUUUCUAGGCAAAGUCGGAAAGAGCAUCUAAAGACCCAGACUUUUUCUAAAUGUUGAAAAAGCUACUUCUUACGCGCCAUUCAGUCAGCUUUUUUUUCUCACUUUUUCCACCACUAUCUUCACAUUGGCUGACAGAAAAAUUGAAGUCCCUAAAAGGACGUUUUUGGGGCCUUUUUUGAGCCUCUCCCUUAUAACGGCCAUUAUCCACCAUUCCGACUUUGCCCGGGUCCAGUUUAAUUUUAAAAAAAAAGCCUUUUGGAAAGAAGAAACACUUGUUUCAGAGCUCAAGAGUCUUCCGGAUUGGGCUCGACCAGAAUCGCCUUGAAACCUUUGCCACCGCCGGACCAGAAAAGGAAGCCAGCUCAAAAAGGUCUGUUCCAACGAGGCCGUGAAGCAUUAGCAAGAGCAGGAUAUUGA
Messenger RNA from Caenorhabditis auriculariae, 6898 nucleotides. NCBI's taxonomy places the organism in Eukaryota, Metazoa, Nematoda, Chromadorea, Rhabditida, Rhabditidae. The record is from the annotation of a GenBank genome assembly.